CGACUCUAUGCAGCUCUUAAUCCCUGCUCUCGUCCGGUUCGAACCACAUGUCCUGCCUACGUAUCGUCGAAUCACCCUACUUCUUCGCACCGCAUAGGUCCGACCCAGCAAACCAUAUCCACCAUCCACCUUCUCUAACAAUAUCAAUCACCUCCUGUUGGCUACUACAGCAUAUCCGACAACAUAUUGCCUUGUCUCAGGCCGAACUGAGUUGCCUCUAUCCUGGAUCCUGCGCCUUGAAAGCAAUACUCCUAUAUACGUCGAACGCCCCCCUUAGAAGGACAUGGCAGACACCCCAUACCAUCCACAUUUCCAAUCUUCUCUGCUUCGCAGUCCUUCUCCUCCUCUCUCUCCCUCCUCUCCCCCCUCUCCCCUUCCGCACGGCGGAAUUCUCCUAGGCGGUGAUCCUCACAAUACCCAUGGUACCCUUGAUACUCACGAUACUCUUGAUACACAUACACGCCGGCGUUCACUACCAUUCGUUUUCCCUCCUCUCUUCCCGAAGAAUACUUCAUCAACCUUCCUAAUACCCAGUACCGCCGAAGGGAGACCAAUCCCCCUAGACGACUCGACCGCUGCUCAUCGCACAACUGCCCUACGUCAGCUAAGCCGAUCCCAGCCGUCCUCGCGCCCUCGCUACACCGGGGCAAGUGGCCCACCAAGUGUUAAGAGCACAACUACCGAGACCUAUUCCCAACCCGUUGUAGUCCGCACAUACUCAGGCGUGCCUCCUUCGUCGUCCACCAGGGGCCCGGUAUCCGUCUCCACCGUUUCGUCCUCGCCGAAUCCCCCUCCUCAGCGCCCUAGUCGGGAUGGACCAGUGAAAAGUAUGGCGCGGCACAAAAGGAACGAAAAGAGUCGUGGUGUGGCUGGUGCCAAGCUACCCCCCCUCGAAUCUUUUACCUUCAAGAGCAUUAUAGCAGACAUACAGCAGGAUGUUGGCGCAGACCUAGACCGCAUAGCAGAGAUCUGUGCGCGCACGAGAUACUCUCUCAGCAACCAGUACGAAGUCCACAUAGCCCCUCAAGGUUCGGGGUCCGGUUUCUUGGGUCCGCCAACCCCAUCGUUCAGAAACCAUGUUUCUAUUGGGCCCACUUUACAGGCGGUGUCGAGCGAUGAUGAGCAUAUGGGCUCCAUGCAAACGAAGAAGCGGAGAAACGCGACCCGUCGAAGAAGUGUUGCCUACGGUACUCUGGAGACGAUCAUGAGCUCGAGUCGGUCUUCCGAUGAGGAUAAGAGCAACAAAAAACCAGCCGCUGAGAUUGUCGAGGAAGUGCGAGGCCGUGCAACUAUGGAUAACGACAUCAAGGACGAGAGCGCAAGCGCGAACAGUACGGAAGCUCAGGCUAGUAGCGAGCAACACGAUGACCAACGGGCAUGUCUUCCACCGAGGUCGGCUCUAUUCGCGGCUGCCAUUAUCGACACCUCUAAGAGUCAGAUGCAGGGGACUAGUGCUACACUAAAGGCUUCCGGAGCGGUCCUAUUAAGUGACCCCGCCGAGCCACGAACAUCACCAAAUCACCUCCAGACCAAGACGUCGCCUGAAGGAUCUACCGUGAAAUAUUAUACACGCGACACUCCGCCAGAACCCUCCAGGGCUGUUGCGUCGGAGUCCGUUGCCACCGCCGCGAUUACGGCACCCGAGGAGCCAAAGACUUUAUCAGGUCUAUUAGCCGGCUUUACAGCCUGGGUGUCUUGGAAAGGGAUGGCUUCUGAGCUGGGUCCGUUAGGUCCCUCGGGACCUAAGGCCUAUUCCUCCUACGCGGAAGGUACUCUGCGAGAAUUGCUCAAGUCAACCGAACCACUCGCAGACGCAAGGUACAAGGGCGUUGACCCAACAUGAUAAUCCCCCGUUAUAUUGUAAUCCGACAUAUUUUAUGCAUGGCUUCACGAUACUAACAAUGUGAAAAUAACACUUAUUAGAAGACAUGGUUUGAUUUUGGUUAAUGUUAGCAUCUUG
This is a messenger RNA of Annulohypoxylon maeteangense, 1960 nucleotides long. RefSeq lists its product as uncharacterized. The record is from RefSeq and is a predicted model, not a curated record. Lineage: Eukaryota; Fungi; Ascomycota; Sordariomycetes; Xylariales; Hypoxylaceae. The coding region runs from base 284 to 1843 and encodes 519 amino acids. The transcript has 2 exons.